Molecule: messenger RNA, 1733 nt
Organism: Xiphias gladius (swordfish)
Lineage: Eukaryota; Metazoa; Chordata; Actinopteri; Istiophoriformes; Xiphiidae
Product: apolipoprotein A-I-like
Exons: 4
Coding region: 449-1216 (255 amino acids)
Biological process (GO): high-density lipoprotein particle assembly; very-low-density lipoprotein particle remodeling; positive regulation of lipid biosynthetic process
Cellular component (GO): extracellular region; blood microparticle; high-density lipoprotein particle
Molecular function (GO): phospholipid binding; cholesterol binding; phosphatidylcholine-sterol O-acyltransferase activator activity
Source: RefSeq, a predicted model, not a curated record
UCGUCUGCACAGGAUCCUGUUUCCCUCCACGCAACGUGCCACCGGCACCGCGUCCGAAGUUCCCACCGGCUUGCCCUGCUUGAAGGGGGGCUGAUUGAGCAACACGAGAAUAACGGGCCUCAGCGGUCAUGUCAUAGCAGCCAGUAGAAGCAGCAGAAGUAGGAAGAGAGCCAUUGUGACAACACGGCAGGGACUCCUGGACUUUGGGCUCUUGACUACAACUGUCAUCUGGCUUCAGUGUAUAUAUAUGGAAGCGCCACUCUGACACCCUCACAAACACGCCAAACCCUGAGAGAUACACAAGCCAAAAGCCGGUGAGAAUUUUACUACUAUUUUUACUACUACCAUUUCAAAACCAAACUUUAAGAGAAAAAUAUAAAUGUUUUGACUUUGUUAAUGCAGCUUAAAAGUUAACGACAUCAUAAUUGUUUUUCAGCAAGACGCAACCAUGAAGGUGUUCUUGGUACUAGCCAUUGCAGUGCUGUCUGGCUGUCACGCCAACCUCUUCUAUGCUGAUGCACCCAAGCCACAGCUGGAAGUGCUGACUGAUGCUUUCUGGGACUACAUUGCCAAAGCCACCCAGACAGCUGAUGACACCCUCCAGAUGAUCAGAAAGUCUCAGUUUGGACAGGAAGUAAAUACCCGCCUCGCAGAGAGCACUGACAUCGCCAGCAAGUAUGCAGUCACCCUGCAGGAGCAGCUUCCCCCUGCAGCCCAGGACCUGAUGACCAAGAUCACGGCAGAGGCUGACGUACUGAGAAAUGUGCUGACCCAGGAGUUGACUUCUGUCAGGGAGAAGCUGGAGCCCUACACCGACGACAUGAAGGCCCAGAUCCAGCAGAGAGUAGAGCAGCUCAAACAGGAGCUGGCCCCCUACGCAGACUCCCUGGACUCUGAGGCCCUGAGGACCACCCUGAUGCAGAAGAGUGAGGAGCUGAAGACCAGCCUGGAGCAGAGUGUGAAGGACCUGCAGACUCAGCUGGGGCCCUACACUGACGACCUGAAGCAGAAGGUGGACCAGCACCUGCAGGACUUCCAGGAUAGUGUGGCCCCCAUGACCGAGAAGGUCCAGGUUGAGCUAAGUCAGAGAGCCAACCUGGUGAAACAAAUGGUGGCUCCCUACGCUGAGGACCUGAGAGAAAAGCUGGACCCCUAUGCCCAGGACCUCCAAGACCAGCUCAUGUCCCUCUACCAGUCCUUUGUCAGUGCCAACUAAGUCCUUCUCCAUAGUCAACCUGCUCCAUCAUUGACCAAAUUGCCGGCCUUGUUUGGUCUACCUCUGUUUGAAGCAUGUAAUGAUUUAAAUUGUACUGUAAACCAAAUUAAACUGGGUGUAUACCCACAACAAAAUAUUUAUUGCUAAGUGCAAUGUUUGCAAAGCAAAUUUCUGCACUUGUCAAACAUGUAUAUACUUAGUUUUUAUUAUGUGUUGUGAUGUUGGAAACUGUUUGUUAUGAAAAAAUAAAUAGAUCAAUCUGGAAAAUAUGAAUUGUCCGAUCUUUGUUUUCCUUCUGGUCCUUUAAGGAAUGUGUAUCUAAUCUGUAAAUCCAAUCACAAAAUUCUGUCAACGUGUAUUUCUACAACUAUCUUAGAACAUGCUGUGUAUUUACAAGCCAUCUGGAAAAUGCACUGACAAAGUAUGAUCACUGCUUUUUCAAUUCAAUUUAUUCAUAUAGUGCCAAAUCAUAACAGGGCACUUUUCCUAUAGAGCAGGUCUAGACCGCACUCUUUAU